AUGCACACUGACAACACAGCUUCUCGAAUAGAGACGCAUUGGUGUGAAUCCAUGUCAGAACCAUUUCCAGAGACUUUCAAGCCUGGAAAAUGGGACGUUCUUUGCUGUGGAGGUAAAGAGGCCGCCGACCAUGCUGGAAAUAGACGAUACCGAGUAUACAUUGCGAAAAACAUUGCAGCGUACAGUGAAGCAAAAUGCAGGUGGGAGAAGUCAAUGAUUGUUGACUCCAUAAUCGAGUUAGUGAGAAGAGGUAGCAAGAGCCACUGCGGUGGAUUCGUAAAGAAGGAUACAAGCUCCGACCGUUGGUAUCCAGUGGGAAACAAACCAGCCAGAGAGAAGGUUAGCCAUGCGCUGAGAGAUGCUAUCAAAGCCCAGCGCAAAAGAGAAGAAAGGAUGAGGCGACAUCUUGCAACGUUACUACAAAGAGCAAAAAGACUGCCUCAAGUGAUUCAAAGCGACUACACAAUGAGUGAAGCUACUUUGUUAUCAUCGUCGGCCCACCGGAACAAAGACCAAGGUGACGACUUUCCAGUUGGUGCAAUUGUUUCAGACGAUGAAGAUGACGACACCCUUUUCAGCCACGAAGGCGAAAUUGCAUUUUAUCAUGAUAAUAAUGAGUGGGAAAAGUCGCUUCAAGCCAGUACGGAGUCCUUUCUGAAAUCUGGUGAGUCAUCAGAAAUCUGCUUUGGAUUACCAAUCUACACUGGUUGA
Messenger RNA from Cylindrotheca closterium, 711 nucleotides. The record is from the annotation of a GenBank genome assembly. Lineage: Eukaryota; Bacillariophyta; Bacillariophyceae; Bacillariales; Bacillariaceae.